UCGUCCGCCGCCCCCAUGCAUCCCUUCUACACCAGGGCCGCCACCAUGAUAGGCGAGAUCGCUGCCGCGGUGUCCUUCAUCUCCAAGUUCCUCCGCACCAAGGGGCUCACGAGCAAGCGGCAGCUGCAGACCUUCAGCCAGAGCCUGCAGGAACUGCUGGCAGAACAUUACAAACAUCACUGGUUCCCAGAAAAGCCGUGCAAGGGAUCAGGUUACCGCUGCAUCCGCAUCAACCAUAAGAUGGACCCUCUGAUUGGACAGGCAGCCCAGCGGAUUGGAUUUAGCAGUCAGGAGCUGUUCAGGCUUCUCCCAAGCGAACUCACACUCUGGGUGGACCCCUACGAAGUGUCCUACCGGAUUGGAGAGGACGGCUCCAUCUGUGUGCUGUACGAGGCCUCGCCAGCAGGAGGCAGCACUCCGAACACCAGCGGGAACGUGCAAAUGGUAGACAGCAGGAUCAGCUGUAAGGAGGAACUUCUCUUGGGCAGAACAAGCCCUUCCAAAAACUACAAUAUGAUGACUGUAUCAGGUUAAGACACAUUCUAUGGAUGGAUCAUCUUAUAAUGGAUGAAUAAAUUUGAUUUUUUGCUUUGGGUGGGCUCCUCUUGGGGAUGGAUUAUGGAAUUUAAACCAUGUCACAG
Molecule: messenger RNA, 641 nt
Organism: Peromyscus californicus insignis
Lineage: Eukaryota; Metazoa; Chordata; Mammalia; Rodentia; Cricetidae
Product: protein BTG1-like
Biological process (GO): negative regulation of mitotic cell cycle; negative regulation of cell population proliferation
Cellular component (GO): cytoplasm; nucleus
Source: RefSeq, a predicted model, not a curated record